CGGCAACAUGAAUUCAUAGAUGAUGAGUAGGAUGCCAAAGCCAGAGAUGACAGUGCUCUUGAAGAAAUGCUGGGUAGAACAAAAAGAUGAUCAUGGGAACAGCAAUGGCAGCCAUGUAAAAAUCUUUUUACCGAAGAAGCUGCUUGAAUGUCUACCAAAAUGUUCAAGUUUACCGAAAGAGAGGCACCGCUGGAACACUAAUGAGGAAAUUGCAGCUUAUUUAAUAACGUUUGAAAAGCACGAAGAAUGGCUAACAACUUCCCCUAAAACAAGACCGCAGAAUGGUUCUAUGAUCCUGUACAAUAGGAAGAAGGUGAAAUACAGGAAAGAUGGAUAUUGCUGGAAGAAAAGGAAAGAUGGGAAAACCACCCGAGAGGAUCACAUGAAACUGAAAGUCCAAGGAGUGGAGUGCCUGUACGGCUGCUACGUCCACUCCUCCAUCAUCCCCACGUUUCACAGAAGGUGCUACUGGCUUCUGCAGAACCCAGACAUCGUGUUGGUGCACUACCUGAACGUCCCUGCCAUCGAGGACUGCGGGAAACCAUGCGGCCCCAUCUUGUGCUCAAUAAACACAGACAAGAAGGAAUGGGCAAAGUGGACAAAAGAGGAACUCAUCGGACAGCUCAAACCGAUGUUUCAUGGCAUUAAGUGGACGUGCAGCAAUGGAAACAGCAGUUCAGGGUUCUCGGUGGAACAGCUCGUGCAGCAGAUCCUCGAUAGUCACCAGACCAAGCCGCAGCCUCGGACACACAACUGUCUCUGCACUGGUACCUUGGGGGCAGGAAGCAGUGUGCAUCACAAGUGUAACAGUGCCAAACAUCGCAUCAUAUCACCAAAGGUCGAACCAAGGACAGGUGGGUACAGCGCUCAUUCAGAGGUACAAAAUAACGAUGUCUCUGAAGGCAAGAACGAGCACAGUCAUGGCAAGGCCUCCAGCCGAGAGAAGAGGAACGGCAAAGUGGCGAAACCGGUGUUGCUCCAUCAAAACAGCACUGAGGUUUCUUCCACCAACCAGGUGGAGGUCCCUGACACGACCCAGAAUUCUCCCGUGUCCAUCAGCAGUGGAUUAAAUAGCGACCCGGAUAUGGCGGAUAGCCCGGCCGUCACUGGUGUGUCCAGUAUGGCUGUAGCAUCGGUUAUGGGAAGCUUGUCACAAAGUGCCACCGUAUUUAUGUCAGAAGUCACCAGUGAAGCUGUGUAUACCAUGUCACCCACCUCCGGCCCAAAUCAGCACCUUCUGUCCUCAGAUGCAGCUGCACAAGGACUGGUACUUGCUGUGAGUUCAGAUGGACACAAAUUUGCUUUUCCAACGACCGGCAGUUCAGAGAGCUUGUCGAUGCUACCCAGCACUGUCUCCGAGGAACUCGUGCUCUCCACAACUUUAGAUGGAAAUAGAAAAAUUCCAGAAACCACCAUGAAUUUUGACCCAGACUGUUUUCUUAACAAUCCCAAGCAAGGGCAGACUUAUGGUGGAGGAGGUAUGAAAAAUGACAGCAUCAGUACCAACAUAAGGCAGUCACCCACAACGGAACGUAGCUUCAACUUCAAUACAACCCUCACAAAAGAAAUUAAAACUGAGGACACAUCUUUCGAACAACAGAUGUCCAAAGAAGCAUUUUCCUCCACUUCUGCAUCUAACACUCUCACCCUCACUACUGGUUCAGGUUUGCUUCCAUCGGGAGGAGGUCUGAGCCCAAGUACCACCCUGGAGCAGAUGGACUUCAGUGCCAUUGACUCCAACAAGGACUAUUCUUCCAGCUUCAAUCAGACCGUCCAGAGCCCUCACGUUCAUCAGACCCCUUCCCCCAGCUUCUUUCUGCAGGAUGCCAGCAAACCUCUUCCCCUUGAGCAAAACACUCACAACAAUCUGAAUGACACAAGUGGCUCAUUUGUGAACACGUUAGGAAUCCCCAGUGUGAAAACAGAGUCCUCGUCCCAAACCACUUCCAACUGUAACGGCACAGUGGAAACCAGAAUAGAGUCCACCUCUUCUCUCCAGCUCAUGCAGUUCCAAGCAAACUUCCAGGCUAUGACUGCAGAAGCUGAAGUUCCCAUGGAGACCUCCCAGCAGGCAGAAGGGAACGAAAAUCUACUUAAAUCAGGGGAUCUUCAAGCCUGCAGCACAGAACACUACUUGCAGCCUGAGGCCAACGGGGGUAUCAGGAAUGGGAACAAUCUCCCUAUUCUCCAAGGAAACAUGGUACAAGGACUCUAUCCUGUGGCCCAUCCCAGCUUAAAUAACUCCUCCAACAUGGAGCUUAACUUGGACCACUUUGACAUCUCCUUCAGCAACCAGUUUUCUGAUCUAAUUAAUGAUUUCAUAUCGGUGGAAGGUGGGAGCAAUGCUCUCUAUGGACACCAGCUGGUGUCAGGCGACAGUGCCGGACUGUCUCAGCCUGAAGACAGUAACAGAGCAACCUACAACCAGGCUGAAAUGUGCAUUCCUUGCUGCAGUCCUCAGCAAGCCAACAUGCAGCUCAGCAGCACAGAGAACGGAGCCAGCACGAUGGCGUACAUGCAUGUGGCUGAGGUGGUCUCAGCAGCUGCGGCACAAGGCACUUUGGGGUUGCUGCAGCAGAGUGGGCGCUUGUUCAUGGUGACAGAUUAUUCACCAGAAUGGUCUUACCCUGAGGGAGGAGUAAAAGUCCUAAUUACUGGUCCAUGGCAGGAAGCCAGCAAUAAUUACAGCUGUCUGUUUGAUCAGAUCUCAGUGCCUGCAUCUUUAAUUCAGCCAGGGGUACUGCGCUGCUACUGCCCAGCUCAUGACACUGGGCUCGUGACUUUGCAAGUUGCCUUCAACAAUCAGAUCAUCUCCAAUUCUGUGGUGUUUGAAUAUAAAGCCAGAGCUCUGCCAACCCUGCCUUCCUCCCAGCAUGACUGGCUGUCCUUGGAUGAUAACCAGUUCAGGAUGUCAAUAUUGGAGCGACUUGAGCAGAUGGAGAGGAGAAUGGCUGAAAUGACAGGCUCCCAGCAGCACAAACAAGGAGUAGGAGGCGGGAGCAAUGGAAGUGGGAACGGAGGAACGCAGGUGCAGUGCGUUUCUGGGACUGGGACACUGGGCAGCUGCUUUGAGAGCCGCGUGGUGGUGGUGUGCGAGAAGAUGAUGAGUCGUGCUUGCUGGGCAAAGUCCAAACACUUGAUCCAUUCAAAGACUUUCCGAGGAAUGACACUGCUCCACCUAGCCGCUGCCCAGGGCUAUGCUACACUGAUCCAGACCCUCAUCAAAUGGCGCACCAAACAUGCAGACAGCAUCGAUCUGGAGCUGGAAGUUGACCCGUUGAAUGUGGAUCAUUUCUCCUGCACUCCUCUGAUGUGGGCAUGUGCCCUGGGCCACAUGGAUGCAGCAGUUGUGCUGUACAAGUGGGACCGCCGAGCCAUCUCUAUUCCGGACUCCCUUGGGAGGCUGCCGCUGGCCAUUGCCCGGUCUCGGGGCCACGUGAAGUUGGCGGAGUGCUUGGAGCAGCUGCAGCGAGAUGAGCAAACUCAGCUCGGGCAAAAUCCCAGGAUUCAGUGCCCCUCAAGCACAGACUCCAACACAGAGAACUGGGUGUCCCAGUGGCACAGUGAGCUUAUCGCCUCUCAGGAGCCUCAGAAGGGAGUCACUGUGAUUUCCAGUACAAACACAGAGCUGAGACGACCAAGAUCAGAACCUUCCAGUUACUACAGUAGUGAGACUCAGAAAGAUUACCCUGCACCCAAAAAACAUAAGCUGAGCCCUGAAUAUUUUCAAGCCCGGCAAGAGAAGCUGCUUUCCACUGCGCUGAGCCUGGAACAGCCAAGCAUCAGGAAGCAGAACUCCAGCUCCAAGCAAUCCGCCACUGAGACAAUCAGCCCCAGUGAAGGGAUAAGGGACUAUGGCCGGGAGCUCUCCCAGCACAUCCCAGAAGUUACUGGGUACCGGGGCUCUGGCAGCCAAGCAGGCAUCAAAUGGAACCCAAAAGACAUUUAUAUUGGUGUGUCUGCAGUGCAGGUGGCAGGGAGCCAGAAGGGGCCUGCGCUGGGGAAGGACACUGUAGCCCAUCGGCUACGCCAGCGCGAGCAGAUGAACGUGCUGAUGAUGGCUGACAGGGAGAUGGUGGAUGCAGAGCUCUUGUCCUAUAGGGACAAUGCAGGGGAUGAGGACUGCUUACACCACAUGGAUGACUUGCAGGUGAACAUGAUGACACUUGCGGAGCACAUUAUUGAAGCUACGCCUGACAGGAUCAAGCGGGAGAAUUUUGUGCCAAUGGAGUCACCGCUGGUGGAGAGAACGGAGAGUGCUGCCAUGAGCACCACGAUGAGCUGGCUGGCCAGUUACCUUGCUGAUGUCGAUCAUCUGCCAAGUGCUGCACAGAUAAGAAGUCUGUAUAGUGAACCCCUGACCCCUUCUUCGAACACCAGCUUGAGCCCUGCAGGCUCACCAAUCAGUGAAAUAGCUUUUGAGAAACCCAGACUUCCCUCGGCAGCAGAUUGGUCUGAAUUUCUGAGUGCAUCCACCAGCGAGAAGGUAGAAAAUGAGUUUGCACAGUUAACUCUGUCUGAUCAUGAGCAGAGAGAACUCUAUGAAGCUGCCAAACUCGUCCAGACAGUGUUCAGGAAAUAUAAGGGUCGUCCUCUCCGGGAACAGCAAGAGGUGGCUGCUGCUGUUAUUCAGCGUUGCUACCGAAAAUACAAACAGCUUACUUGGAUAGCCUUGAAGUAUGCACUUUAUAAAAAGAUGACGCAAGCUGCCAUUCUUAUCCAGAGCAAAUUCCGAAGUUAUUAUGAGCAGAAAAAAUUCCAGCAGAGCCGACGAGCUGCGAUGCUGAUCCAGCAGUACUAUCGCAGCUACAAAGAAUGUGGGAAGAGGAGGCAAAACCGGCGGGCAGCCACCAUUGUACAACAGAAACUCAGAAGCAGUCUGCUUACCAAGAAGCAGGAUCAAGCUGCUCGCAAGAUUAUGCGGUUUUUACGACGCUGCCGCCACAGCCCACUGGUGGACCAUAGGCUGUACAAAAGGGGGCUGAAUGUAUUUGGAGCUCAAAUGUGUGUGUUCAGUCGCAGACCGCGUGCUCUGGGGUGUCAUUCUUAUUGGGCCUUUCUGUCUUUUUUGUUUUGCUGCCCAAAUGAGAUCUCUGGAAAAAGGCAAGAGCUCCCUUUUCUUAAAUGUCCCACAGGCCAUUUCGGCUCUCAGAGCAACAGAGUGAAAGAAUUGAAAAAGGCCAAGGAACUUGAAGAUACGCAGCAGCAUCCCGUAGCAAUGUGACAUUGCUUUUCAGACUGUUUUCAUUUUCUGUUUUUAGCAGAGACAUGCAACAACAACAACAACAAAAAUACCCACUGCAGUUCUGGAAAUACCAGCUGCAGGAUUUUAACAGUAAUGUUUUGGUCAUUGCAUUUGCACUUUCAUGGACAACUUUUAAUUUGUUCAGCAAGACAUCUUGGAACUCAAUCUUCUGUUGGAUCAUGGGGAAAACAAAAGACACCAGGAGGAAAUUGUGAGUUGCUUCAUUCUCCGAGAAGGAAGAAGCGAUUAAUUAUCCUUUUCAUAUAGGGCUGUAUUAAACAACAUGUGGAACUGUACAAAUAUUAUACCAAAAAUAUUGUUAAGAAAAGGUGGGAAUGCACAAGCAACACAAGAAUGCUGUUCCUGCACCUGUCAGUCAUCUCCAAGAAACUGAAGCUUUGAGAGUCUCAGUGGAGGGGCUUAGAUCAGUACAUCUUUAUUGGGUCCAUGCAUCCUCAUUUCCUUCGCACUUCUGUCCUUUGUGUUUUAUUUAAAUCUCUACAGCACACUUAAUGCAACUUUUUAAAUCUGCAGGUUUUUAAUACAUCCCGUGGGAACUUACAGAAGGGGUUGGUGUAUGAGAUAAACGGGUAACGCGUGAGGAACGGAGCGAGCAGCUUAAGCGAGUUUUAACAAGUUUUUUUGGUAUUUUUACUAGAACCUGCAAACGUAUCAGUUGUCAUGUCCUUUCUCUCAUAUUCAGCACUUUAUUUUCUAGCCUUACUUUCAUGUACUAUUAUUUACAUUAAGUUCUUAAACUACUUUGUAAAACAUGUAGCUUUUUAUCUUAAGUACUUGUCAAACCUCUCGUCAUUUUGCAGAGUCACAUACAUAUGUUGCCUGGACAUUUUAUACCACCUAAAGAUCAGAGUGGUGCUGCAUUCUGGCCAGUAAAUUUCUUAUUUUGGCUACUUCAUCAAAAUCUGGGCAGUUUCUGUAUAUAUAGAAGGUAGAAAUGGAAAAUGAGAAAAAAUAUUUGAAAGGGAAUAUAUUGAUUAAUUACUAAAUAUUUUAUUCACAAAGGGUCAAUAACUUGGCAAGAUAAAAUUAUUAUUUGUAUAGUUUUGUCUGAAUGAACGAGAAGAGUGUGGAUGUAUUGUUUGUACAUAUUGUAUAUAUUCAAACAAAGAGAUAUGUGCAUGAACUCAAGAAAAAGAAAUGAACAAAGCAAAGCAUUAGUGGCUAUGGUCUGUAAAAUGAAACAAAAACUUUAUUUCACUAUAAGAAACUUUAUUUUAAAUGUUCUUUAGAAGAACAUUUUUGCUAAAGCAUGACUAAAUGGCAAAAAAGAGCUACUGUAUUUAGACUUAGGAAAAAAGGCAGAGCAACAUUACUUAAAAAAAAAAAAAAAGGAAAAAAAAAAGGAUAUGUUUACAUUUGAUUUUGGCUACCAGGAGUUUGGUUUGGUUGGAUUUAAUUUAUUUAUUCCUUCCUUCUUUUUUUUUCCCCCGUCUUUUUUUUUUUCUUUUGCCAAUGGUGCCAAGUAAUGUGAAUGCUAAUAUUGCUUAAGAAAAUUAAGUUACUUUUGCAAAGCAGAUAAUCAUAAGAGUACAAAAACCGUAUCUAGCUUAACACCAUACACUCACUCCAAUAAAGAACACUUAGAAUGAACAUAAA
Gymnogyps californianus (California condor) is the source of this 6862-nucleotide messenger RNA. RefSeq names its product calmodulin binding transcription activator 1 (gene CAMTA1). Gene Ontology annotation, cellular component: nucleus. Lineage: Eukaryota; Metazoa; Chordata; Aves; Accipitriformes; Cathartidae. The transcript has 24 exons. The coding region runs from base 20 to 5224 and encodes 1734 amino acids. Gene Ontology annotation, molecular function: double-stranded DNA binding; protein binding; transcription coregulator activity. The record is from RefSeq and is a predicted model, not a curated record. Gene Ontology annotation, biological process: regulation of transcription by RNA polymerase II.